CUUUCAUGCCCCAUAGUUUGCUCUUGACUCGACCAACACCCUAUAAGAAACCCCUUCACAAUUCACAACUUCAUCUUCCCAUGGCAACAUUUUCUUCUCAAGGAAAAAAACCCACCAAAAAAAUAUAUAUAUUCCUUUUUCAAGAAAAUUUUCGUUAAUUUCAUCAAAAGAAUCAUCAGACAAUAUGAAGAUGAUGAGUGGAAUGAGCAUUGGAAACUCAAAGAGAAGAAUAUCUAGCAGAGGAAUUGGUGGGGUACUCAGAGAACAAAGAGCUAAGAUUUACAUUAUAAGAAGAUGUGUGGUUAUGCUUCUUUGCUGGCAUGAUUGAGUUCGAUCGAUCCUUCAGACGGCUAUGGCUCGAUUUGAGACAUAGGACGAAGAAAAAACAAUUUCAACUCACUACCGGAUUAGGCGUCAAGUCGAUUUUUUCCUCUCAUCUUUGCUGACAUGAUUAAGUUAGGUAACCUUCGCCAGACCGUAGCUCGAUUCGAGACAUUGUACAAGGAUGUACAAUUUUAAUUCACCACCGGAAUAAGCAUAGAAGAAGCCUUUUUCACCCCCUCUCUUAUUAGAGUGUAUAUGUAUAGAGACGGCUGAUAUUAUAUUAUUUAAGUUAACAAUUACUUUGAUU
This is a messenger RNA of Olea europaea var. sylvestris, 631 nucleotides long. RefSeq lists its product as uncharacterized. Gene Ontology annotation, biological process: negative regulation of cell population proliferation. Bases 185 to 328 code for a protein of 47 amino acids. The record is from RefSeq and is a predicted model, not a curated record. The transcript has a single exon. NCBI's taxonomy places the organism in Eukaryota, Viridiplantae, Streptophyta, Magnoliopsida, Lamiales, Oleaceae.